CAGGCCAACUAUAAAUAGUCCAGCAGCCUACGCAUGCUCAUGUUUGAUUGGAAAUUGCAGUGCCUUAAGUCAGUGCUGUGGGGUAUCUGGAAGUAAAGGAGGGAAAGAAACUUGUGAAUGAGAACAGGAAAGCCAACAAGUGACAACGCAAACUUUUUUUUUUCCUUGGAGAACUUUUUCUUGUUGAGUAUCUUUUUAUCUGGUGGAAAAUGGGUUCAAGGAGGACAACAACACGCUCGACUUCUUGGAAUGGAAGGUCCAGCAAUGGGGAUGAUACCAGUGGGAGCAGCCGGCCCGGUGGCUGCAGCUACCUCUCUAACUUGAGGCCAGAAAACAGGAGCACACUCUGCAGCGUGAUGGCACAGUUAACAGAGGAAACGCAGCCCUCCUUUGAAACAACCCUCAAGUCAAAAGCUGUGUCGGAGAAUUGCAAUGUGAAGUUCUCAUGUGUGGUUACAGGAUACCCUAUCCCUAAUGUUACUUGGUAUAAGGAUGACAUGCAGUUGGACAGAUACUGUGGACUGCCUAAAUAUGAAAUAUUCCGCAAUGGACAAAACCAUUCCCUGCACAUUUACAAUUGCACUGUGGAGGAUGCAGCCAUAUACCAGGCCUCAGCCAUCAACAGUAAAGGUAUUGUGUCCUGCUCUGGGGUUCUUGAGGUGGGUGAAAUGAACGAGUUCAAGAUCCACCAGCGCUACUUUUCAAAGCUCAAACAAAAGGCUGAGCAUAGGCGCAGGGAAGCGGAAGGAAAAGAAAACCAGGAGCCCCUACGAACCAUCAGUCCAGACCGUACACAGAGGAAACGCCGAUCCACAAUGGAGGCCUUCCUGAGCACGCCAAGCUCCACGGAGGAUGAGGGCAGUGAGGAGAGCCAUCAGGCUGUGACUGUAGAGACUGAGGCCAGGUUGCAGGAGGCCACUGUAAAGGAAGCUGAGGAAAAGCCGGUCAUGAAUGGACAAGUCAUAAGUGAAAAUGAUGGUGGGAUGUACAUAUAUGAUACUGCGCAGAAGAUUUUCACUGCACACCAACCCAAAACUCCCUUUGUGAAGAAGAAGAUUAAAAUUUCUAACAGUGCAAAAGUAUCAAAAGCAGAUACACUGGGAGAGAGGGCGUCUGAGGAAAGAAGGGCAAAAGACGAGACCUCAGCCUCUGUAGCUCUGGCCUGCAUGGAUUCAGCACAAUCUAAGGGUAAUUCAGAAGAGAUCACGGAAGUGGAGAGAAUCGUUAGUGACUCCAGAAAUGUGACAGAACAACGUCAGAAAUCUGCGACAGAGGAAGCAAUGCUUGUUGAAAGGCCUUCAGAGGAUGAAAAAGCUUGUGUUGUGCCUUCACAGGGAGAACAGCUCGCGGUUUCAGCAUCUUGUGCUGCUCUUACAUCUGCAAGUCAUACUGUGUCAGGAACCGAGGCAAAAGAAGCUCCAGAGCGUGAGAAGGAGGCAGGACCCAAAGACACAGAGGAAAAUUUGGAAAUGCAGAAACAAAGUCCUUUCCUCAACCUCAAUGUUACCUCAACACAACUACAGUCAAGUGUUGCAUCAACACUCCUGAGCAUAUUAAAGGAGGACAUUAUUAAAACAGAUAAUGUUGCAGCCAUGGAUAUUGAUAAGAAGUCAGACAGUUUCAAUGGAGGAUCUUUAGAGACACAGAGACACAGAGACUUCACGUCAGUGGAUGCACCGUGUGAAAGCAGGACUACUUUGCCUCAGCAUCCAUGUGAACUGGCUGGAGAUAAGCUGUCUGAGAAGGAAACAAGCCCCUGCCAAAGAAAUGUGUCUGAGUCUCGGCCAGUCCCACUGAGUGAGGUUACACAGGCCCAUACAAAGAUGAACAGGAAUGAUGCACCUGUCAACCUUGAGCUUCAACCCAACCAGAGUACGUCGGAUGCACAACCACCACAAAAGACUCCAUCAGAAAGAGAGACUGUGACAGAUGACAUCCAGACCCCGUCUUUGCUCUAUGGUCUUCAAGCAGCCAUUGACAAAAUGACACAGGACACAUGGGAUCAUUCCAGGGGAUCAAAUGAAAGCCAUACGGUCCUUUUUACAGACCUUCAGAAGUCACCCCUCGAAAGCCCUGGUGGUGGUGAGGACAUCCGAGAGUGUAACGUUUCGCCCACCGCCCUGCAAAGCCGCGUUGAUACAGCUAUAAAAACUGUUGAAGGGACAGAAAUACAAGUUGAUGAGAAGGUAGAGGGUAACGAGGUAGGUAAGUUAUUAGUGCAGGCUGACAGUGUGACCCCAAGUGAGAAGACGGUUGAGAUGGAGACUGAAACUGCCACUCCACAUAUGGUUGAACAAACUAAAACAGAAAAUACCAGAGAUGCAUUGGAUAAAGACGCUCAUGUUGUGGAAGCAUCUAAAGAGAAGAAUGAACCAAUUGCAGAAACAGCAGAGGAAAGUAGUUCAGAAUUGCAGAAUAUAAAGCGAGAUGAAUUUGAGACUGUUAUGCCACACUUAACAAAUAAUCCAGAAAAUACAAACACACUGGAGCAAAUUAUAGGCUUCAAUGAAAUUCCAAAACCUGUAUCUAAAAUCAUAUCAAUCGCUGAACUUAUGAGAUCACAAAUAAAGGCACUUGACCUCACGCUAGCAAAUUCAGUGCCCAACAUACCGGUUCACACUGACGUACAAGAACCAACAACACCUGCCACAGAGACACGUCAGGAAAUAAGAAAUGAUGAAAGAAAAUGUAAACUGGAAGUGAAGAAGUCAACGCCUGACAGGAAAACUAAGACAGUUAUUGAUGAUAGUCCUCCCACAAACAUUAAAACAACACUUAUGGAGGUGUAUCAUCAAUUACAUAACACUGAUCAAGAACAAAUUCAGACUCAAGGUACAACUUCACCACCUGCUCAGGCUUCACAGAAACCUCCUGUUAUAGAGACCACAGGAGUUCAUGGCAGUGCCAAAAAAUAUACUGAAGGUGUUAUGGACACUGGCCAGGAAACUGAAGCACCAAUUCUGGUUGCUUGGACAGAUUUCCCUGUUGUUUCGCUCACUGAGGGUAAAAAUGUCAAACACAAAUUUCUUCCUUCAACUCCUCAGGAUGAACUGACCAACAGACCUAUAUCAGUUUCAAACCUAUCUGGAACUGUCAGUCAAGGAUCUGGGACCCCUAUCAAGGCCAGUAGUCAGGAGUCAAAUGUUACUAUUUUGGAGCAUGCCCAAGAUGAACCCAUUCAAGCCAAAGACACGGAAUCGAUGCAAAAGUUAACUCCAGAAAUUAAACUCAAUGGCAAAACUGAAAAGGUGAUUACUGAAAUGAUUUCCACAACACUUUUAGAUCAAUGCAAAAUGGAAGAACAUAACAUAAACACCAGUUCUCUGCAAAAGAGAGUGCCAAAAUUUCCUACUCACAGUGUAUUUAGCACAGAUAUGCAAGAGAAUAAUCUUCACUUUCAUCAGCAGGACAGCUCUAUGGUUGAGGAACCUUCAAGGAGUGACUCCUUAACCAGUCCAACUCUUGAGACAAGUCCGUUGUUAAGGAGAAGAACUUGUGUUUCACCUAUUCCCUCUGCUACUCCACAAGAGCUGGCCUCUGGGGCCCGCCGCAAAAUCCUAACACCCAAGGCCAAACCCGAAGAGGCCGCAGAGAUCACAUCACCUGUUGAUAACCAAGGGCAGAAAAAGGAGGUUUCUGUCCAGAGCAGCAAGCUUUCCAUAAGUCCUGUGACUCCCUCUGUGUCUCCAAACCUGUCUCGGCGGUCACCUCUUUUUCAGCUGGCUGGUGAGCAAACCUCUCCUGUAGAAAAGUGCUCUCCGCUCUUGAGCAGGAGAAAGGUGGCAACACCAAGCCAGCAGCCCACUGAAGAGAUCCACACACCGAAAACUGAGGGAAAACCUACAGAGAAAGACAAGCACAACCCAUUCAAAGCUCCUCAAGUUAUUCGCAAGAUCAGGGGGGAAACCUUCGCAGAUGGCUCAGGACACUUGAAACUGUGGUGCCAGUUCUUCAAUGUUCUUAGUGACUCUACAAUCAAAUGGUACAAAAACGAAGAGGAGAUUGCUCAGAUUAAAAGAAAUGCAGGGGAUGAAACUCAGGUCAAUCUUGCCAUUGUCCAAGCAUCAUGCAGAGACUCUGGUGUUUAUGGAUGCUCUAUCACAAAUGAAUAUGGGACAGACUCAACAGACACACUACUUAGUUCAGAUAUCUUAGCAGGAAUGUCCCUACGUGAGGAUCUUGGUGUUGGAGAAGAAAUUGAAAUGACACCCCUGAUAUUCAACAAGGGUGUGGCUGAUUCUGGAGUCUGGGGCAACAAAUUAUUUGGCCGUAUAGUGAUGCAGGAAUCUCAUAUUGGUGAUGGCUGUUCUCAUAAAGUCUGGAGGGCAAAAGUCAUCUAUGGUCUGGAGCCUGUGUUUGAGUCUGGUAACACAUGUAUCAUUAAAGUACGCAACCCUAUCGCCUAUGGAGGCAAAGAAGAAAGCUGCCUCAUAGAAAGAAACCUGGACAUCGCCAAGCAGGAAUGUAAAAUUCAGAACUUAGCUCGUGAAUACUGCAAAAUCUUCUCCGCAGAGGCAAGAGUGAUUGAAAACUUUGGCCCCUGUCUUGAGGUGCUUCCAGUCUACCUGAUGUACCGACCAGCAAACACUGUCCCUUAUGCCACAGUGGAAGCUGAUCUGACAGGAGUGUAUCAGAAAUACUGUGUCCUGGAUCAGACAGGCAGACUAGACAUGAAGACUGGCUCUAACAUUGAGCAGAAAUGCUGUGCCCUGCAGCACUGGAUUUUUCAGUGGACCAAUGGCAAUCUGCUUCUCACUCGGCUAGAGGGUGUUGACACGAAGAUCACCAAUGUUGGGAUUUCAGUCAAAUCAACGGGGCAUCAAGGUCUAUCUGUUGAAGGGAAUCCCAAAGUUUUUGAGCAGUUUGUUUCCCAGCACCAGUGUAACUACUUCUGUGGUCUACUUGGCCUGAGGUCACUUAAGGUCAUGGAGUCUUUGUUGACGCCAACAAAGCCCAAGGCCUCCAGGAGCCCAUUACUUCAACGCAAGAUGGCUGCUGGUUCCUCUAGCCCUCAGACUGGCCGGAAAGCUGCUAGCAGCCCCAGGCUGCCAAGAAAGGCUGAGCAAGAAGGCAGAAAUACACCUACUAAACAAAAAGCUGCUGAUGCCCCCAAAGUUGUUAAGAUGACAUAGAAUGAAAAUCUCUUAGAGAUCACAGAUAUUCAGAGAAAGCCAAGGAAGAGCUGGAAGGGAAGAUAGAAAGCUCAUGACAUUUCAGAUGUAUAAAACCUGUCUCAGAUCAGGGAAGGAGAUUAAUAAAUAAUAUGACUUAAUUUAACAGCCACCAUUCCUUACGAUGAUCACUUAUUGUGGACUGAUGCCCUCACAUGUUGUGGUGAAUCUCUGUGGUGUCUUGCAUUAAUGUUGAAAUCCUGGGGCUAAAGCUGUUGUGUAAUAAGAAUUAGUGUUUUUCCUGGGUUUGUAUUCUAUCAAUCCAUGUACCAUUGGUCACAGAUUGUGGAUGCCUAUCUCAGGUGAGUAUAUUUGUACUAUGUGAUGACAUGAAAUAUUUUGGACUGAAGUGGCAUUAUAUGUUGUCUACUGUAUGUGUAAUUUUCAAUGUAAGAGCACAAAUUCUAGUCUUUUGUAGACGCCCUUGUCAAUUCAAGAAAAAACCUAACUGGGAUUUACAGUAAUCCUGGUAGAAAACAGACUUUUCAUUUUUUUUCAUGUAUCAACCCAAAUGUAGAUUCACGUCACACUGUUGUACAGUGGCUAAUGGUGCUGUGCUUUUAUAUUGUAAUCGUCAUGUUUACUUGCUAUUCUAUAUUGCACUGCAUUUUUAGAAAUUGCACAUUUGAAUGCAACUGGCUGUAAAAUAAAAGAUAUAAUUACGCCUUGUACAU
This is a messenger RNA of Toxotes jaculatrix (banded archerfish), 5845 nucleotides long. It is a transcript of the gene alpk3b, whose product is annotated as alpha-kinase 3b. Lineage: Eukaryota; Metazoa; Chordata; Actinopteri; Toxotidae. The coding region runs from base 210 to 5132 and encodes 1640 amino acids. The record is from RefSeq and is a predicted model, not a curated record. The transcript has 14 exons. Gene Ontology annotation, molecular function: ATP binding; protein serine/threonine kinase activity. Gene Ontology annotation, biological process: cardiac muscle cell development; protein phosphorylation. Gene Ontology annotation, cellular component: nucleus.